UGCCCCUUUCGCCGGAAGUUCCCGAGGUUUUUGAGACGGUCCCGGACCGGGGGUCCGGACCGCCCCCUCCCCCCCGACACCGCGGUUCCCCUGGACACAGGGGCCGCCCCCCUCGCUGGGUGCUGGCGCCAUGCAGUGCUCGCUGGUGAGCGGGGACGGGCGGCACGAGCCCGUGGCCCUGCCCGACGGGGUCCCCGUGGUGCUGGGCAGGGGCCCCCGCACGCGUGUGGUGGAUAAGAAAUGCUCCCGGACGCAAGUGGAGUUACUGGCUGACUACAAACACCGAGCUGUGAGAGUCACCCAGCGGGGUGUGAACCCCACGUCGGUGGAGGAGCUGCAGCUGCAGCCAGGCGACAGCAGCACGCUGCAGGAGGGGCAGACGUUGUGGCUGGUGAACGGGCGGUACCCCUACACUCUGCGCUUCCUGCCGGCCCCCCAGUCCCCCCGCCGGAGCCUGCUGGAUUUCUUCAGCCCCAAGCGCCACCUGCCAGGGGAGGGCGAUGAGGGGCGGCCCCCCAAGAGGCCGAAGGCCCCCAGUCCCCCCGAGGAGGAGGACUCUGCCGUUGCCACAAAGCUGCGCCAGCUGCAGGAGACAGCAGCCAGCGCUGAGCGGGCAAAGGGUGGGGCACCCUGCCUGCCCCACGGGGGUGCCUUGGGGCUGCCCCCCAACCCCAGAGACUCCUGGGAGGAGCAUGGCAAGCUGCUGGUCUUCACCAAGGAGGGUGUGGUGCCCAGCGCCAAGGUCGCUGGGUUUGACCUGGAUGGAACCAUCAUCACGACCAAGUCUGGGAAGGUUUUUCCUACCAGCCCCGAUGACUGGAGGAUUUUGUACACUGAGGUGCCCCGGAAGCUGAAGCAGCUGCAGAAUGAGGGGUACAAGAUUGUGAUCUUCACCAACCAGCUGGGGAUCAGCCGGGGGCGGUUGCGCCCUGAGGUCUUCAAAGCGAAGGCGGAAGCCGUGGUGGAGCGACUGGGGGUUCCUGUGCAGGUGUUCGUGGCAACUGGAACCGGGAUCUACCGUAAACCACUUGUGGGCAUGUGGGAGUAUCUGUGUGAGAAGGUACCGCCAGAGGCGGGUUGGGGGGCAGGCCUGCCAAUGUGGGGGGCAAAGGGGAUUCCAUCAGCAGAGCCCUCCGCUGACCUCGGCUUGGGGCACUCUCUCAGGUCACCUAUCACUUGGGUCCCCCAUUCCCAUGCCUUGCAUGUACAGGUUUCCCCUCACCCCGUGGCUUGGGUCUGUCUAACCCCCCAUUCUCUAACCUCAGCGGGAACUGACACCCAAGGGCCCGCUCUAACGACCCCUCACGAGCUGCCUGGUUGUCCCGCCACGCCCGAGCUGGGGUGGCCGUGGGCCUCCCAGGCAGCAGGCAAGUCGACCUUCCUGAAGAGCCAGCUGGUGCCGGCCGGUUACGCCUACGCCAACCGGGACACGCUGGGUUCCUGGCAGAAGUGUGUGGCGCUGGUGGCGGCGGCACUGCGCCAGGGGAAGAGUGCAGCCGUGGACAACACCAACCCUGACCCCGAGUCUCGCCGUAGGUACAUUGAAUGUGCCCAGGACGCCGGGGUCCCCUGCCGCUGCUUCCUCUUCACCGCCACCCUGGAGCAGGCCAAGCACAACAACCGGUUCCGGGACCUGACAGCCUCGGGCCACGUCUCGGUCACAGAUGUUGUGCUGAACAGCUACAAGAGUAAGUUUGUGGAGCCGUCGCUGAGCGAGGGCUUUGCCCAGAUCCUGCGCGUUCACUUUGUGCCGCGCUUCGCCGACGCCCGCCAGGAGGCGCUGUACCGCCAGUUCUCCGAGGGCUGAGCUGCGCCCGCCCCCUGCAGCAGCACCUCAAUAAAGAGAGAGCAG
This is a messenger RNA of Chelonoidis abingdonii (Abingdon island giant tortoise), 1852 nucleotides long. The record is from RefSeq and is a predicted model, not a curated record. Lineage: Eukaryota; Metazoa; Chordata; Testudines; Testudinidae.